UACCUGUAAAUGCUUCUACGCAUCUACGCCAUUGGUGUUAAAAAAAAUCCCCAAAAGUUGCUUCUUGAUAGUUGCGGCCAGCCUACCAAUAUCAUUUUCCACCGACUGCUCAAACUACCAACUAACUUUCGUGUUUUUUUCCGACAACGGAGUCAUCAAUCAAAUCUAUGUAGUAUAACCUUACAUGGGAACCGGAAACAACUGCAGUCAAAGUCGAAAGCAAGACAAGCAUCACUGUCCCACGUUCUUGAUUUUCUGCUGUGUCUCGAAGACCGGACACCAUUGUCUCAAUCCCUCCCUUCGUCUCUUUCUUUUCUCUUAUUUCCUCUCUCGCCGGAGAACCAGAAACUCCACUGCGUCUCCGAAGGCUUGCCAGAACAGCCUAUCGUUUAUUUCUCCGGAAGCCCUCUUACCGAUCGAUUCACGAUGACCGCCGGCGAAUUUCUCAGCAUCGAGCCUCAAGAGCUCCAAUUUCCCUUUGAAUUGAGAAAGCAGAUCUCAUGUUCUCUAAACUUGUCCAACAAGACCGACGAUUAUGUGGGUUUUAAGGUCAAAACGACAAACCCAAAGAAGUACUGUGUGAGGCCUAACACUGGAGUUGUUCUGCCUAGGUCUACGUGCAACGUUAUUGUUACAAUGCAAGCUCAAAAGGAAGCACCUCUUGAUAUGCAAUGCAAGGAUAAGUUUUUACUUCAGACUGUGGUUGCUAGUGCUGGAGCUGCACCAAAAGAUAUAACUCCAGAGAUGUUUAAUAAGGAAUCUGGGCAUCAUGUUGAGGAGUGCAAGUUGAGGGUUGUUUAUGUUGCACCUCCUCGGCCUCCUUCCCCUGUUCGAGAAGGAUCUGAGGAAGGCUCUUCACCUAGGGCUUCAUUCUCAGACAAUGGUAGCUUGAAUGCUGCAGAAUUUACAUCUGUGUCAAGACCUCAUGUUGAGCGGCAUGAACCUCAAAACAACUCAUAUGAUGCAAGGUCUCUCAUUUCCAAGCUAACUGAUGAGAAAAACUCUGCCAUUCAGCAAAAUAACAAGCUUCAGCAAGAACUGGAACUCCUGAGACGUGAAGCCGAAAGAGGUCGCGGUGGUAUUCCAUUCAUAUAUGUAAUUCUUGUUGGCUUAGUUGGCAUCAUUUUGGGAUACCUCUUGAAAAGAACAUGACCUUUUCUCCUUUGAUGCUACUUCGUGGCUGGAAAAAAAAAAAAGAAAUGUAGAAAAUUGGAAAAACAAAUGUUUGAAUGAUGCGUUGUAGCUUUUGUUGAAUGUAUUACUUAAUGGUCUGUAUGGACGCUAGAAAAACAUGUUCAAUGUGUGACGGGUAAGAGGCAACUAUUGUUCAUUGUAUGACCUUUCAAGUGGGAAUUAUCCUUGAAUUUUGGUUUUUAAAGAUUGGAUUAAUAGUAAUAAUAAUGACAUGCUUGGGCAUGACAUGCAGGAUAUUGACUA
This is a messenger RNA of Durio zibethinus, 1437 nucleotides long. RefSeq names its product vesicle-associated protein 1-2-like. Gene Ontology annotation, biological process: endoplasmic reticulum membrane organization. Gene Ontology annotation, cellular component: plasma membrane; endoplasmic reticulum membrane. NCBI's taxonomy places the organism in Eukaryota, Viridiplantae, Streptophyta, Magnoliopsida, Malvales, Malvaceae. The record is from RefSeq and is a predicted model, not a curated record.